AUGUCGACCCUCACUAGUCACGUUGUUCGUCGGGGCGUCGAUGUCGCCUACACCAGCUUCAAGUCCCAGGACCCCGAGAAGAAGCAGCCCUCGGGCCUGCAGAUCUUGGGCCUGUUCUUGACUGCUUUGGUGUUUGGCCUGGCCAUGUUCUCCGUCGAGUACACCUAUAACUGCGUCAUUGCGACCCUCGCCGCCGUCGAAGACUCGAACCCGGACAUCUACAUCCGCGUCGACGGUGAUGACAUCAACAAGCCUCUCGACCCCAACGGUCAGGAGCCCGAGGCCGAGAUGGCCAGUCACCCUGCGCCCAUCACCAGCAAGCUGCGUCGCGCCGUUAAGCACCUCCGCGCCCGUGGCGGCUUCUGGUCGCGCUUCCGGGGACUGUCCAUGUACAUCGUCAUCAGCAUCGCCCACAGUAUCCUGGUCGGCAUCUUCCCCAUUUCCAUGCUCUCUUUCAUGGGCCAGCUUAUUGUGCAGCCACUGGUCAGCGUGUUGCUGUCUACCUGGCACAUGGCGUGGGUGCACAUCGUCAUCUCGGAGCCUUCCCCUAAGCGCUUCUACCAGCGCAUCCCCAGCUACCGUACUUUCGUGAAAAUUGCCCCUGCUGCGGCUCUCGAGAGCGCCCUUGCCUGCGCUGCUCUCUACGUCCCUUUGGCCAUCGCCAAGGCCGCGGGUUGGAUCAACAUGCAGCCUGAUAUGGACCACGCCACUUCAAACCUGUGCGGUUAUCUGGCUGUCAGUGCUCUCCCUGCCUUUUUGUCUUUCCUUUUGUCCAUUCCCGGUCGCGUAAUCUUUGUUCGUGUCGCGGCCUCGAUGCUGCCGGAGGAAGAUGAGACCAUCGUGCCCUUCGACCGCUCGUUCGGCGGCAAGGUUCAGCCUUCUAUUGUGGGUGGCAGCGGCAAGAUUGGCCUUCGCGAUGCAUGGACCACUUUCGACUGGGCUGGUCGUGUCCGCUUUGUCAAGGUCAUUGCCAAGGCCUUUGCCAUCGAAGUGGCACUCGUGGUGCUUGCCGUGGUGGCUUUGAUCGCCCAGUUUGCCAUGAUGCCCUCCGAUCCCGAUUUCCCCAAGGAGACGCCUCCGCAGUAG
Messenger RNA from Penicillium maclennaniae, 1086 nucleotides. RefSeq lists its product as uncharacterized. The coding region runs from base 1 to 1086 and encodes 361 amino acids. The record is from RefSeq and is a predicted model, not a curated record. The transcript is spliced from 2 exons. Lineage: Eukaryota; Fungi; Ascomycota; Eurotiomycetes; Eurotiales; Aspergillaceae.